Molecule: messenger RNA, 2456 nt
Organism: Ruditapes philippinarum (Manila clam)
Lineage: Eukaryota; Metazoa; Mollusca; Bivalvia; Venerida; Veneridae
Product: solute carrier family 23 member 2-like
Exons: 13
Coding region: 132-1901 (589 amino acids)
Biological process (GO): transmembrane transport
Cellular component (GO): membrane
Molecular function (GO): transmembrane transporter activity
Source: RefSeq, a predicted model, not a curated record
GUCAUGGUAGAGCAGCUGUUCAAAACACGACAUUGUUAAUGUAGCUUUUAAUGUACAAGUACAUCAGUGCACGUGUUUCAUUCUAAAACAUUUUGUUUAUAUUAAAAAAUAAAUAAUUCAAAUCUUAAAACAUGGAGUUGGAAAAUGUCAACGGAAAAACUAUCGCUGAAACAAAUGGUUUAAGAGAAAUGGAAACGCUUGUUAAAAUGGAGGUUGGAAAACGAGCAAAAUAUUUGAUUUACGGAAUAUCAAACGAAAAUCCUCCAAUUCAAGUGACGGUACUGUGUGCUUUACAGCAAGCGUUGCUAGCACUGUCUGGAUCUCUGGUUGUAUCACUGUUAGUUGCUGAAGCCGUCUGCGCUGAAAAUGAUCAAAAUAUCAAAGCUAAACUCCUCAGCUCAACUCUUUUUAUGAACGGCAUUACUACAGUGGCAAUGAACUUGUUUGGAACAAGGUUACCACUUUUUCAAGGCGCAUCGUCUGAAUAUAUUGUCCCCUUGUUACUUUUGGCAAAUGACGGGAGUACAUUUUGUUCGAGCGUCAAAACUGAAAGAGCCAUUGAAAGGAACAUAACAUCAAACCGGACAGAGGCACAACAUGAACAGCUAGUUUACUCUAACAUACAAGCGCUACAAGGCAGCCUGAUGUUGGCGGGUUUUAUACACGCCUUCCUCGGUUUUACCGGACUGAUCGGUGUCUUGUUGCGAUAUAUCGGACCACUGACUAUAGUACCAACAUUGAUGUUAAUCUUCAUCUUUAUCGUUAAACCUGUCAUCAAUUUCGUUCAAGAAAGUUGGCCCAUUGCUCUUUCGACAGUUGCUUUAGGAGUUAUACUUUCCCUGUAUUUAGCCAAACACAACGUGCCUAUACCUGUGUGGACUCCGUCCGGGGGCUUUAGGGUGAUCCGAUACCCUAUACAUCAAGUGUUCUCUAUUUUGAUAUCAAUACUGUUGAACUGGGGACUUUGUGCAAUCCUCACCUCAGCUGGUGUCUUCCCUGACGACCCUAAGGCUAUUGGCUACAAGGCUAGAACAGACGCACGCAAUGACGUCAUAAGGGACAAUCCAUGGUUCAAUAUUCCGUACCCUGGACAAUUUGGACCAAUCAGCUUUAGCGCUGCAGCUCUCAUAUCAUUCCUCAUUGCCACCUUGAUAUCCGUUCUCGAUUCUAUCGGUGACUAUUACGCAUGCGCAAGAGUAUGCCGGGUACCUGCUCCUCCGAGUCACGCAGUGAAUAGGGGCAUAUUGAUUGAAGGUUUCUGCAGUCUUCUGUCAGGGGCUGUUGGGUGUGGUCAUGCCACGUCGACAAACGGAGGAUGUUUAGGGGCAAUCGGUGUUACAAGAGUUGCAAGUAGACAAGUGUUUGUAGUCUGUGGUAUAUUCUACAUUCUUUUUGGAAUAUUUGGGAAGUUUUCGGCCAUCUUCGUUACAAUACCAUAUCCGGUCCUAGGUGGCGCUGUCAUCGUCUUGUUCGGAAUAUUCUUCGGUGUGAUUAUAUCUAAUUUGGAGGUUACUAAGAUGGGAUCAUCACGUAAUAUGGCUGUAUUAGGACUAUCCGUGUUUAUUGGAUUAACUAUACCUACCUGGGCACAAUCUAAAGACAAACCAGUAGACACAGGGGAUGAAGGCGUUGACAACAUAUUAUCAAUGUUAUUGUCCAACCCCAACUUAAUUGGAACUCUGUUGGCAUUUUUUCUUGACAAUACUGUCCCUGGAACUCGUGAAGAGAGAGGAAUCUUAGCAUGGCAAGUGCCCCAGGAUACGGAGACAGUCGAAGUAGAUCCGGAAAUGUACGACGAGGGAUAUGAAGUGUAUGAACCCUUAGUCCCUAAAUCGUGUUUGAAAUGGAAGGUCAUGAAGUAUAUACCUUUUCUACCAUACCGGCCAAAACAAACGGACUAAAACAUUUUUAUAGUGACGUCAAAUCAGUAAAGAAAUACUACCAACCAAAGUGAUUUCGGCAUUGAUAUAAACCAACGUGUUAUGAAAACAAAUAAUGAAAAUGUGGACAUCACAUUAGUAUAUUAAUGGUACAAAAUAAAUUUGUAAAUUGUAAUUGAUUGCGGACUGGAGAUAUUUUCAGCAAUUUAGAUAUACAUGUAACAUGAAUUGUAUUAUUUGAUAAACUUGUGUGAUGGAUUCGCCCAAGUUUGAAUUUGGAACAUCCAGGUUAGAAAUAUUUAUCAUUUCAAUAGCAGAAUAGGUAAAAAAGGUAGAACAAGAAUGGAAACUGUGUAAUACAAAGGUCGAAAUUGAAAAAAAAAAGAAAAAAAGAGAGAGAUUGAUCUGACGUCACAUUUAACAUAAUAUGUGUAAAAGUCAAUAUCAUACUGUGACUAAAUAUUUGUAUCGCUGCUAAAAAAGCAAGUGCCUGUUUAGUUUGUAUCUCACUGCCUCACUCACAAGUAUCUAUAUAAAUACACUAUUUUGUUAUCAUAUUAUAUGUAUACAUAAAUA